Cryphonectria parasitica EP155 is the source of this 699-nucleotide messenger RNA. RefSeq lists its product as uncharacterized. The record is from RefSeq and is a predicted model, not a curated record. Bases 1 to 699 code for a protein of 232 amino acids. The transcript is spliced from 2 exons. Lineage: Eukaryota; Fungi; Ascomycota; Sordariomycetes; Diaporthales; Cryphonectriaceae.
AUGUCUGGAUUCUCAUCAAGUCUUUGCUUCUCUUUGCUUCUGGGCCUGGGCGUCACCGCGUCCAAGGGGUUCCACCAGCGCCAGAUCACCACGACCUCAGCACCCACCAGCACGCCAACCCUGUCCACAGUCACCAUCUCCUCCACCGUUUGCGUGGCUCCUGCAACCGCCACCAUGUCCUACUUCCAUUGGUUCAACUCAUCCCACAACCUGGACUGCGAUAACGCCAAUUUUCCUACUGGCUCCAAGGUCUGCUGGAAUGGAGAGACGGACACGCUCUGCGAGACGGCGGAUCCUUGUAUCUGCACUGAUUUCUGCGACGUUGGCCUUCCGUUGGUGGCGUACCAGCCGUACGGAUGGGGACCUCCUGACACUCUGCAGAUUGGGUUCAAUGGUGUUCCUGGGGAGCCCUCGGGUUGUGUAGCAUCAAAUCCGACCAAUGCAGGCCGCACCUGGGAGCUCGGUGAGGGCCAUUUUGACUGUGGAUACGGGCCGGAUAUCAUGGGAUUUUACGGAGACUCGAAUGCGGACAGUGGGAAUAAUGGAAGUGUCUAUUUCAACAAUUACAGCUUGCCUUGCAACUUCUAUUAUCCGCAAUACACGGCUACUUUCCCACUGAGCUGUACCAGAGAUGAGCAGAACAACGCUACGUGCGUUGCACCUGUGCCAGUUGUUAUGACGCUGGCAGGAUGGGCUUGA